This is a messenger RNA of Coccomyxa subellipsoidea C-169, 348 nucleotides long. RefSeq lists its product as hypothetical. Bases 1 to 348 code for a protein of 115 amino acids. The transcript is spliced from 2 exons. The record is from RefSeq and is a predicted model, not a curated record. NCBI's taxonomy places the organism in Eukaryota, Viridiplantae, Chlorophyta, Trebouxiophyceae, Coccomyxaceae. Gene Ontology annotation, molecular function: protein binding.
AUGCAGAAGGGGCUUGCGCGGGGUGUCGAAUUGAGUCUUCCAGAGGACGUAUGGAGGAAUGUGGCGUCCCAUAUGACAUUGAGGGAGUGGGCGAGGGUGUCCGGGCUGUGCAAAUCCACUUGGAAGCUUGACCUGCAUUCCAUCUUGGUGCCAGAGCAAGGCAGCCUGGGGAAAGUGGAGGACGCGUAUGCCAUGAUGGCCGCACAGCCUUGUGCCAAGGAGGUGACGCAGCUGCAGCUGGAGUGGAUCACCGACCGGAUGGACAGCAUGAUGGACACCACUGGCCUUGCCCUUUUGACCUGGCUGAUCGCAUGCUGCACAUUUGCGCUCACUCCGCCUCAGAUUUGA